Anoplopoma fimbria (sablefish) is the source of this 2808-nucleotide messenger RNA. It is a transcript of the gene ccdc61, whose product is annotated as coiled-coil domain containing 61. The coding region runs from base 316 to 1851 and encodes 511 amino acids. The record is from RefSeq and is a predicted model, not a curated record. Gene Ontology annotation, cellular component: centrosome. Lineage: Eukaryota; Metazoa; Chordata; Actinopteri; Perciformes; Anoplopomatidae. The transcript is spliced from 13 exons.
CUGUGUGUAUUCACUGCCUGUGGAGGGCAGCGAUGCCCCUGACGGUCGUCGAGCCUCCGAGCAGAAGAAGAGGCAGCGUUGUCAAAUCAGAGCGCAGAAGAAGAAUUUAACGGUUCCCGGUCGUUGACCCGCUCCCGUCUCCACGGUGCCGCCGGCUUCCUAAUGGUUUGGGACGGAGCUCCACUGUACCACACAUAACGCGGCUGGCUGUUUCAUGCACUGCAGCUAACGCGAUGUCUGACCGACGAGCAGCUCGCGUCAUGUGUUGACGGCUCGCUGCUCACUACGGAUCACUGCGACCAAAGACCCGGAGUGAUGGAGGAGGGCUCAGAGGUGAUGGAGGAUAUAGUAUUUCGAGGAGUGGAGUUUUCUGUGAAGAUAGAGGUGGACAAGGGUUUGCUGAUAGUCGAAAUCUCUGAUGCAAUGACAGCGGAUCAAUGGAGAGGGGACUUUGAUCCGGCAUACAUUGAGGACCUCACGCGCAAAACAGGCAAUUUCAAGCAGUUCCCCAUUUUCUGCAGCAUGUUAGAAUCGGCUGUUAGAAAGAUGAGUGAUUCUGUUACACUUGACCUCUUGACCUACGCUGACCUGGAGCUGCUACGUAACAGAAAAGCAGGAGUGGUUAGUCGUCCUCAAGGGAAUCAGCAGUCAUCUGUUCUCACUUCCAAAAGAUACCUAAUCCUCAUAUAUACUGUGGAGUUUGACAGGAUACACUACCCCUUACCCCUGCCCUAUGUGGGUAAGCCUGACCCGGCUGCCCUGCAGAAGGAAGUCCGAGCUCUUAAGGCGGAGCUCAGCACCGUCUCCUCUCAUGGAAUUAACAAAUCUGCAGAACAGGAAAUACAACGGCUACGAGCAGAGCUGGCUCAGGUGAAACAAGAAAAGGAUGCCAUGGCUAAGGUUCUGGAGCGACUGCAGAGCAGUGGAAGUGGACGGGAGGACUGGAGGGUCAGAGAUGUGGUGAGGACGCUGGAGGAGCAGCUCGUCAAGGAGAGGGCCAAAAGUCAACGUUCAGCGAGCAAGAGAUGCCAGGAUCAGCGACUCCUCAUGGAGCAGUUCGAGGAGCUGAGAGCAUCGGAGUGCGCUCUCCGCGUUCGGGUCAAGAGUCUCACCAGUGAACUAGCGUUACUACGGAGAGGGUUAGGCAAUCUAAACAUCAGAGUGACUCCUGUGUCCGGUCACAUCAGCUCUCGGGUUGAUGGAGAAAUCUAUCGCUCUGUCUCCCGCGAGAGGAGGUUGGGGUACGGGACAGUCAGGGCCCGUUCAGGCUCCAGAGAACGGAUGGAUGACAGAGGUCGAAGGUCAGAGGAAAGAGGCCGAAGAUCGGACUCCUCAGGACCUCGUGCUCGGAUACCCAGGCCGUCACCUUCUCCCACUGGGUCCCAGGUACAACGCUUUGACCCAACUGCCUACAUCCAGGACAGGCAGCGCAGACUGAAAGAGGCAGAUCUCAAAAAACAGAGGAAGGUACGGAGGGACAUUCUGACAUCACCCAUAGCCCCUGAGAGGGGGCGUUCACGUUCCAGAGAGGCCUAUCCUCAGAUGGCCCGGUCUGGCAGCAGAGGCAGGAGUCUAUCAAUGGAGCGGCGAGGGAGCAGAAACUCCUCUGAAAGCUCAUUAGUGGAUAUGGAUGAAAUGCCCAAAAAUCUGUACAGAGGGAGAAAACAGACUUACAAUGGACCCAAUGUGUCUAGAGGAGGCCUUUUGACCAGGAAACCAAUAUGCAGUACUCCAACACACAGAGGUAAAGACAAAGAGAGCUCCAUAGAUACAGGGGCCGAGCUGUCGGAGAUCGAUGCCAGGCUAUUGGCCCUUCAGGAGUACAUGAGGGACCUGGAUACAGGACACUAGCAACCACUGCACAGCCCACUGCUCAAGUCACUCCAUAUGACCUGACAACUGCACAGCUUGAAGCUCUGGACGUCUUUCAUCUCUUUCUGGGAAGGUCAAACCCAGAAGGAGUCCAGGACUUCAGGAAACUAAAGCCAUCACUGUGAAGGACUCCUUUUUUUUGGACUGAAUUUUUUUAUUUUUUUAAUAUUUUUAUUUUCUAUUAAUUAACUUAAAAGAUGACUGUGUCUGUGUUUUCUUUUUUUACACCUCACCAAACCAACUUAACUUGGACAGAAGAUUUGGCAGUACCUCAUUCCAUAAAUAUUUUUUUUUAUCCUUUACUUGCUUGUUGAUGUUUCCCCUCAAACACUUAUAAAUAUUUCUAGUGGAGUUUUUUUCCUGUCAAUGUGUGGGCAUCAUCUCUUCCUUCCUAAACACAGUGGGUGCGAAUGUGAACAUGUUAACAAUAGACUGUAAAACCUGUGAUGGACUGUCUCCUCUGUCCAGUGCAUGUUAGAAUACGCACCCUGAAAGACGAGUAGUGGACAUGACUGACUGCAUGCAUGUCAUGUCAAUAUUUGGUGGCUAAAUGUCAUUCCAGCUUUAGUCUGCAUUUACAAUCCAUAUGUUGUAAUCUACAUUACAAUUUAACUUUUCCAUUGUUUGAAGAGUAUAUAAGUAGACCCAAUUUCCCUUUGAGCUCAUAUUUCAAACUCAAGCCUAAAAUAUUUUAAUUUUGGAUAACGUUUGUGUAAGGAAAUACUUAUCUAGGAUAAAUUGGACAGACUAAUAUUUGUAUUUAUGUGUACACAAAUCCAUACCACUUUCAUGGUGAUAGUGCAUGCAAGUGUAUGAACACAACAGUUCUUGUUGAUCGUGAAACUGCCACAUUUUCUAUGAAUUGCUGUACGUGUAUGUGCACAAAGACUGUUACUAAUGCCUUUUAUACCACCUUGAAAUAUAAUUUAUAACAAA